AUGAACAAUUUUCACGGUACUGUUCCCCAAACAUUCAUGAGGGGGAUCAAGAUGAUUGACUUGAGUCAAAAUCAAUUGCAUGGGGGCCUACCACUUUCAUUGUCUAAUUGUACAAUGCUUGAAAUUCUUGUUCUGGGAGACAAUCAGAUCGAGGACACUUUUUCCUUUUUGUUGGGAACUCUUCCUCAGUUAGAAGUUCUUGUUCUCCGAUCUAACAGAUUCCAUGGUGCCAUUGAGAAUCCUAACACCAAUUUGAAAUUUCCGAAGCUGCGGAUCAUUGACUUGUCUCACAAUGGUUUCUCUGGUACGUUGCCAUCAAAGUACUUCCGGAACUGGAAUGCAAUGAAAGUGGUCGCGAAAGGGAAUUCAACGUAUAUGCAAGUGGAGGAGAAACCAGGAGCUAUAGAAAAGGCUAAGUAUGUCAAAACCUGUCUUUGUUCAUAUGGUGGGAAUAUGGCAUUGUGUGGUGCCCCUUUAACAUUGUUAUGCGAGAAUUCAGAAACAUCACCCCUACCACCACUGCCACACAGCUCGCAAGGCGAUGAUUCAGAGUUUUCGAGGGGUAUUUACUGGAUCGUCAUAAUCAUUGGAUAUGGGAGUGGGCUGAUAGUUGGGUUGGUUAUUGGGCAGACACUCACCACGAGGCAUCAUGAAUGGGCUUACGGAGCAUUCGGAAAGGAUUUGGAGUAA
This is a messenger RNA of Rhododendron vialii, 690 nucleotides long. RefSeq names its product receptor-like protein 20. The record is from RefSeq and is a predicted model, not a curated record. The coding region runs from base 1 to 690 and encodes 229 amino acids. The transcript is spliced from 2 exons. Gene Ontology annotation, molecular function: protein binding. NCBI's taxonomy places the organism in Eukaryota, Viridiplantae, Streptophyta, Magnoliopsida, Ericales, Ericaceae.